Siniperca chuatsi (mandarin fish) is the source of this 3198-nucleotide messenger RNA. Its product is annotated as F-box/LRR-repeat protein 14. The transcript is spliced from 2 exons. Gene Ontology annotation, biological process: SCF-dependent proteasomal ubiquitin-dependent protein catabolic process. NCBI's taxonomy places the organism in Eukaryota, Metazoa, Chordata, Actinopteri, Centrarchiformes, Sinipercidae. Gene Ontology annotation, cellular component: SCF ubiquitin ligase complex. Gene Ontology annotation, molecular function: protein binding. The record is from RefSeq and is a predicted model, not a curated record. Bases 656 to 1909 code for a protein of 417 amino acids.
CGGUUUGAAAAGAGCAGACAAAGGCUUUGAGCUCAGGACGCCCCUCUCUCUCUCUCACUCUGCCUACAAAGCCAACCUAGCUCUAUCUUUCCUGCUUUUCUAUCAUGGAAAUGUUUUUUAAUAUGUGGCGUUAAGUGUGUUGGUUUUAUUUUUUACUUUCUUAUUCUGAAAUGUACGACCGUCUGGAUCCCCGCUCGGCCGAGAGAGGACGGCUUUUUGUAGGUAUAAUACAAGGAAGCGUCGUCUGAGAGAGGGAGAGAGAGGGGGAACGAUUGACGCUUUUUCCUCCUCUCCUCCUCCUUCUUCCUUUCGCCCCCCUCUCCUCCUCUUUUUGGCGGAGAGAGGGGUUGAGGCAGGAAUAAACGCUUUUUUUGUUUUUUUCUUUUUCUUUUUUUAAAAGCAUCUGAAUCCUACUGCGCAACCAGACCGGAUCACGUGGGGUUGGAGAGAGUUGGAUCGAUUUUGCACAGUUCAAUGUGAGAAAAAGAGAGAGAAACAAACAACUCAUUUCUUUUUUUGUACUUCUGUGGAUAGCUGGGACUGUUGAUACUUUUGCAUAAUUGCAAGAGAAGGGUGGUGUUUGAGUGGGUUCUUGUUUUUUUCAGCCUUGGAGGUGUGGAGUAUUAAUUCUUAUAUGCCUGGGGUUUGAAAAACAAUGGAGACGCACAUUUCGUGCCUCUUCCCGGAAAUUUUGGCCAUGAUUUUCAGCUAUCUGGACGUGAGGGACAAAGGCAGGGUAGCCCAAGUGUGUAUCGCUUGGAGGGACGCAUCCUACCACAAGUCAGUGUGGAGGGGGGUGGAGGCCAAGCUGCACCUCCGCCGGGCCAAUCCCUCCCUGUUCCCCAGCCUCCAGGCCAGGGGCAUCCGGAGGGUCCAGAUCCUGUCCCUGCGCCGCAGCUUGAGCUAUGUGAUCCAGGGAAUGCCUAACAUUGAGUCCCUCAAUCUGUCCGGCUGCUACAACCUCACGGAUAACGGGCUGGGUCAUGCAUUUGUGCAGGAGAUCCCAUCACUGAGGGUUUUGAACCUGAGUCUGUGCAAGCAGAUCACAGACUCCAGUCUAGGCAGGAUAGCUCAGUAUCUGAAGAACCUGGAGGUGCUGGAGCUUGGUGGCUGCAGCAACAUCACCAACACUGGGCUUCUGUUGAUAGCCUGGGGCCUCCACAGGCUCAAGAGCCUCAAUCUGAGGUCCUGCAGGCAUGUCUCAGAUGUGGGGAUUGGACAUUUGGCAGGCAUGACCCGCAGCGCAGCGGAGGGCUGCUUGAACCUGGAGUACCUGACUCUCCAGGACUGUCAGAAGCUGACGGACCUGUCACUCAAACACAUUUCCAAGGGGCUGACCAAGCUCCGGGUACUGAACCUGAGCUUCUGCGGGGGGAUCUCAGACGCAGGGAUGAUCCACCUCUCCCACAUGGCCUCCCUGUGGAGCCUCAACCUACGCUCCUGUGACAACAUCAGCGACACAGGGACCAUGCACCUCGCGAUGGGCACCUUAAGGCUCUCCGGGCUUGAUGUUUCCUUCUGCGAUAAGAUAGGGGACCAGACCCUGGCAUACAUUGCCCAGGGGUUGUACCAGCUCAAGUCCCUGUCCCUGUGCUCGUGUCACAUCUCUGACGAUGGGAUAAACCGGAUGGUGAGGCAGAUGCACGAGCUGAGGACCCUGAACAUUGGACAGUGUGUGCGCAUCACGGACAAAGGGCUGGAGCUCAUAGCUGACCACCUGACCCAGCUGGCGGGCAUCGACCUGUAUGGAUGUACCAAGAUCACCAAGAGGGGACUGGAGAGGAUCACACAGCUCCCCUGCCUUAAAGUGUUGAACCUGGGACUCUGGCAGAUGACAGAGAGUGAGAAAGUGAGCGAGUCUGGAUUUGAGACAUUUACAACUAAUCUCCACUACAGCCAUCACGCCUAAAAACAUUUGGCUACCUCGUAUGUGGUUGUUUUCAAAGGGUGUAUUCUGUUAAAAAAAAAAAAACAGAAAGCGAGAAUGAGAGACUGGGAGAAAAUGUGCCUAAAGGGACUGUGUCUGCCCCCUCCCCCAUCCCCUCCCUCCUCCAUGAGCAGAGCUGGAGAAAGGAGACCAGGACACAAUCUAACUACCUUUGUUAAUUUACCCCCAUAAACAGCAACAAUUUCCCAGAGAGAGAAGGAGAGAGAGAAAGGGAAAGCGAGCUGGAAAAUCUAUUCAGAUUUCAAGAGGAUGACGCUUUAUGCAAAAAAAAUAACAAACAAAAAACAUAAACCCGCUUGUGUGCAAGAGAUUUUUUUAUUGUUUGUUUUCUUAAUUUUUUAAGGGUAAAGUCCAACUUUAACACCCUUUAGAGAAGUGUUGUGCUCAAGCUUUGACAAAUAUAAAGGAGACAAGAUUAUCAGCUUACCUUUUGAAGAAAUACCUAUAGUCAUCCUAUAAUAAUACUAUGGAGAUACAGGAUUAUUAUAGCGCUACAGUGUGAGAUAACACAUAAAAAGGUAUGAUCAGGCCAUUAUUUAACACAAUAUACGUCCAUGUAAGUAUGUUAUAGGAAUAAUCGGUAUUUUUUGUAAGGGAUGCCGGUGGAAAUAAAUGUCAGUGGAUGUUGUUCAGAGUGUCGUACUUCAAAUUGAAGUGAUUUCUAUAUCUUAUACCCUUUAUUGAUCGAAACAAAUCAGGGUUUGUCUCAUGGCUUUAUUUUCCCACGUUAAUGUCAACACAGGUCACAUUCAUAUUCAUGUUGCUCUCACCGGUAAGAGAUAGAGAGAAAGAGAGAGGAGGGUAGGGAUAUCUUUUUUCCUCCACUUUUUCUCUCUUCUACCUGAAUAAAAUACCCUGAAUCCAUUUUGAGACAUGCUUAGAAUAAGGAGCAAUCGAUAAUUCUUUUCUUGCUCUCUCUCCAUCUCGGGUUACAAGCGGAAUGCGUCUCUUUCUCUCUCUCCCUCUCCCCAUCUCUCUCUCCGUUUCUUUCACACACACAUUAACACACAUGCACACGCACGCGUGCACACAGAAGCCUGUGUGUGCGCGUUUUAAUGUAAUGCAAUGACCUGCUAGAAAAUUAAUAUACGGAUGUGCGUCCUGCUGAAAAAGCUGUGUGUUUGAAAAUAAAAAAUAUGUACUGUAUAUUAUGUGUUUGUAAAGAAGAAAAAAAUGCAGAAUCCCAAAAUUAAAUUGUUUUAUAUUCUUACGGUUAAAACAAUUAAAGAUAUUUAUAUAAUGAACGAAAA